CAAACUGAUAACAGAGUUUGUGGAACGAUUGAAUAUGUGAACUUCAGAAGCGACUGUUGAGUGUCGUAAAGUGAUAUGAAUUCAAUACUGAGAGUGUGGGUGGUUCCUUUAUAUUUGAAAAUAGAUGAUUCACAUAAAACCCGUGGACAUGCAUUCGGCGGUAAUGAAUGCGUGUGAAUCGAAGUAAAAAGAUAAGAUUGCCAUGAUUUCGUGGAGGAUUUAGUCAAUUCGUGACAGCUAAGCAACCUUUCAAACUAUUUUUCUGGCUAAAAUAAACUGCUCCUGUUUAAAUCAUUUGGAUUACUCAAACCUUCAUUUGUAACACUUCGGAAGAUAAACCGCGAUCAGCCGAUAUACCUAUAACGGGUACUGCUGCGACUUUCUUUCCGUUGAAUGGCAUCGAAAGUAUCCAGAUUUUUCCAACUCGCCGAACAUCGCCGCCGCCAUCGAGUCGCGUCCGAGGUACAAAUCGCAAACAGUUUGCUUCUGACCGUAGUUCCGACGAGACGUGGUAGUAACAUUCUUGCGGGUGGUGAUUCGCAACCGUACACGCGAUUUGUUUUCUGCAUGACACACUGCGGAACCGGCGUAAUCAAAUCUAUCGGGAUAGGUCACGGACAGCGGCAUGGUACGACCGUUUAACACCUCGGCCGCGAAUGGCGGUGAUCAGGCUAUCGCCGCGAUACCGCCGCAACCCACGGCACCACCCCUGGUGCAGGUCAAUCAGGAGGGGGACGAUUUCAACAACCCAGAUGUUUAUGUAGACUUUUUGAUACUGGGAAAUAAGGAGAACUAUAGUGUGCGGGCGGAAAAGAAACCGAUCCUCGAUUCGAACACACAGCUGGCGCACAUGGUCAACGGGACGAUAUCGACCGCUAUUGUCGAUGGGAAGUACGUUGUGCGGGAUGUGGAUAAGGAUAAUUUCGAGAUUUUCGUCAGAUACCUGGAAACUAAGUUCGUCAAAUUCUACUCCGCUUCUCACAUGCUGCAGAUCCUGGAGCUGGCUUCCCGCUUCCAGUGCCGCCAGCUAGAAAUUCACAGCGUAAAGGAACUCGAUCUCAACCUGACCGUCGCGCACGUGCUGGAAGUAUUUCGCGCUCUCUGGUACUACAAUUCUGUCUCGGUAUCGGCCACGAUAACUGCUCUUCAAAAAAAGAAAAAACGUCGCGGUAGGAAAAACGAAAAGCCUGAGACACCGCUUACGCCCGAGGAAUAUUUCGCUGCAUUGCUAAAUAACUGCCUUCAGUUGAUCGACAUGAACGCGGAGGAAGUUUUCGCUCAGGAAGCGAUACUGGAGCUAAGAUUCGAAGAGCUAGAAAUGAUCGCAAAGCGCGAAGCGCUUCAAAUGUCGUCGGAACUUGUUUUGCUUGAUCUACUAGCGAAGUGGAGCCGCGAGGAGUGCACCCGGAAGAAUCUCGAGCUGUCGGCGGAAAAUCGACGGCGCGUACUCGGUGCCCUGUGCUACACACCACGCUAUCUCACCAUGACACGGAAGGAGUUUGAAAAUGCCAAGGAUCGCAUCGAACUGCUGGACCCCGUGGAGUCGAAGCUCGUCGCCGAUGUGUUGCAUGGCAAGAAGGUGAAUACGCUGACAGUUGAGCAACAAUCGAUGGUAGCAAAUUUCCGACAACGUAGACCCACAUUUGCACCAAUGCCUAUCCAGCUCAGUGCCCGGAGUAACCCGAAGAACUAUCCGAAGAAGAUGCGCAAGGGAGCCGAAGAAACCGAUACGGAGAAACGUAACUGCUGUGAGCGAGUGAUACUUACCUUUGUGCGAAUAUUUGCCUGCAUAUUCGAUUAGCCUCUUUGGCUUUAAUUACCUCGUGGCCACGUGGCAGGUGCAAUCUCAGCAAAAGGGAACUGUAAGGUUUUAUAAACCGGUGAGUGAUAGGAAUGUAAGUAUAGGGGUCGAUAUCAGUAGAAUCGUCUGAGCAGAACAGUUUAAGUGUUCAAAAACGAAUUUUGUUUUAGCUUGUAACCUUACUCUUCCGCAGCAUUUUUUAUGCCGUAUUAAACAUAUGUUUCUUUAUAGGAACGUUCAAAGCCAUUUGAACGAAAAAUUAAUCUUUGUUAUUUGUUGUCAUACAUUUUAGAGAAAAUAAUUGUUAUCAGUAAUCAUUGUAUUAAAUACAGACUCAUUUGGUUCACUUUUAGUUAUAAAAAGGCGAGUACAAACAAGUUUUAGUUUCUCAGCAAUUUCGAGGGUUAGUUAAUUCAGACCACAGGCAUCAUAAAUUACUCGGAAAAUAUCAGACAAUCUUUUGAUUCCUUAUCUAUGCCGUAUUCCCUUCAACAUCAUGUUGAUACAUAUUUAAGUUUAACACCUAUUCUAUGGUGAUUUGGGCACACUGAUCGAAUUUUGAACUAUUGAUAGUCAGUGUUUUCCGUACUGCAAUGAUCAUCAACAACGAAAUGCUGAAGUUUUAAACGAAAUCAAUAUACACAUUUAUCAUUGGUUAACAGUUACAUUUCUAUAUUUAUGUUGAAACUUGGUUGUAUUCGCCGUGUUUAGUUUAGUGCUAAGCAUAUCCGUUUUUCUAGUACUAAAAGUAAUAUCAGUAAAUACUCAUAAAAGCAUAUUCUUUUCGCUAAACAAAUUCGCUAAAUAAUAUCUUCUUUUAUGUGUUCUCAUCAAAAUAAAAUUUUCGCUUUGCCAACAAAACAAUAGAGAAAUUCUCGUGUACAACAGGAGUUCGAUGUUAAGAUAUAUGGAAGAAAAAAAUAUUGUUCUAGUCUAUUGAUUGUUUUAAGCACUGUAGCUUAAGGGGCAGCACUGCAUCCGGCAAAUAAAAGUAUUUUAAUCUAGAAGAGUCUUGUAGAAAGAGAUGACAGAAUCAGCGUUAUUACAGCUUACAGUGUUUAUUUAGAGCGACAGCUAGCAAAAUGUAUAAUGAAAAUUUAGACCAGAUCACGGAACAGAGUUUAUCAUUAGUAGACUAAAUUGUUUUAACUACAUAGCAGAAGAAUCAUAGGUCCUUAAUCUGUUUGCUUUUCCAAAGCACGCCGUUUGCUAGAGCUGAAAGCAUACCUAGGUAGAAAAAUAAACUGGAAUCACGCUCCUUUUAAAACAAGGGAAGAAAAUGGAAGUUGAGAAAUAUAUUCAAAAAGUUUUAAUCAUGUGUAGCGUGCAGUGAAACAUAUAUAACUCAAUGAUGAGAAUCGCAAAACGCACGCUCGGCAUCCGAAAGCAGAGCAAAACCUAACCUUAGAGACAUUCUCGUUGCCAUAUUGUCCACUAGAUAUACGAUACACAUCGCAUGUUUGAGUUUAGUUGUAUUAUUCGUGAAUGUGAUUUUAACGAUUUGUUUCUGUGCUAAUUGCGGAGAUAGUAUAUGAGUAAACAGUAUAGAAAAUAACGCAUAAGUUGACUGAGUGCCACUUGUUUGAAUUAUGAUGGCAAUUAGAUAACCGUCGUUGUGGCUUGCCCUCAAAUAUAUACAUGAACAAUAAAUUUAUGAACAACAA
This is a messenger RNA of Topomyia yanbarensis, 3465 nucleotides long. RefSeq lists its product as uncharacterized. The transcript has 3 exons. Gene Ontology annotation, cellular component: cytosol. The record is from RefSeq and is a predicted model, not a curated record. Lineage: Eukaryota; Metazoa; Arthropoda; Insecta; Diptera; Culicidae. The coding region runs from base 626 to 1801 and encodes 391 amino acids. Gene Ontology annotation, biological process: neurogenesis.